Messenger RNA from Baudoinia panamericana UAMH 10762, 306 nucleotides. RefSeq lists its product as uncharacterized. The transcript is spliced from 2 exons. The annotation marks the transcript as partial. NCBI's taxonomy places the organism in Eukaryota, Fungi, Ascomycota, Dothideomycetes, Mycosphaerellales, Teratosphaeriaceae. The record is from RefSeq and is a predicted model, not a curated record.
ACCUUACUCAGGAAGAUCGCCACUCUUCAACUCAAACUCGCACCGCUGGUUCCGCUUCCAUCCGGCCCACCGCAUCCAGCCUUCCCAAAAACGCUCAUGGCCUUCCACCUCCUGACCGAGGAGGAGUUGGACAGCAUAGCCCACUACUACCACCAGAGCACGCCGGGUCCGUGGUCAAACCACUACCCAGCCUGCAUGAACUGGGACAAAGACUUCCUCGCACGACCCAUGUCUUCCACCUCCACCACAACAGUCGCCAGGAGGAAGGUGGGGAAGUUUAUUGGGCUGGUGGGAAUGGAGACGCCG